This is a messenger RNA of Aspergillus pseudonomiae, 1332 nucleotides long. RefSeq lists its product as uncharacterized. Gene Ontology annotation, molecular function: dioxygenase activity. The coding region runs from base 217 to 1212 and encodes 331 amino acids. Lineage: Eukaryota; Fungi; Ascomycota; Eurotiomycetes; Eurotiales; Aspergillaceae. The record is from RefSeq and is a predicted model, not a curated record. The transcript is spliced from 4 exons.
CAAAGGUUUGAAGUCUAUUGCUCCUAGUGGCGUGAUUCAGAUCAUUGUAUGAGAAUCUAGACUUUUUUCGCAAGUGAGAUCAACCACAUUUCAAAGGAUAUAAGGGCGCUCCUGUUUGGUAAAGAAGAAUCAUUCUCGAGCAUUACAAGCAUCGGAAGCACUCGCAGUAUCAGAAUCCCUCUCAUCAACCUUUUUUGCUCUUUAUCUCCCUUCAGAAUGACCGUUAGCCGUCCAGCUGAAUAUAAGGAUGUCCGCACUGCGGACCUCUCCACUAUCCAGUUCUCCAACCUUUUCGACAAGGACGAGGCGGAGCUGAAGAAGCUUCUCAAGGCUUGUGAGAAAGACGGUUUCUUCUAUCUCGAUCUCCAGAGCGAAGGCUCUGAGAAGUUCUGGAAAGACCUAUACGAAAUUGACAGCAUCACCAAAGAAUGGUUUUCUCAGCCAGCCGAUGUGAAGUUGAAGACCCCCACCGUAUCUCUCUCUCAUGGUUUCAAGGCCGUUGGUAACCAGUCGGGAGCUGUUGAAUCGCUCAAAGACGGCUUCGAGGCCCUUAAGAUUGGAAAAUUCGAGCUGGAUGGCCGAUGGGCGCUUCCUUCCGUUGCACAGGACAACCUGGUCUUGUUCGACCAAUUCACUGCCGCUUGCCAUUUCAUCUCGAAGCUGUUGCUCGACUGCAUUUCCGAUGAGCUAGGCCUCAAAGGAGACGCUCGCCUGGAGACCUACCACCGUGACGACUGCCGCUCCAAGAGCACCCUUUACUUCCUUCACUACCCUCACGGUGCUCAGGACCCGAGCCAGGUUGGCCAGAAUAUGCACACUGACAUCGGUUCCCUCACCAUCCUUUACGCGCCGCAGUGGGGCCUCCAAGUCUUCUCGCCCAAUGACGGAGCCUGGGAAUACGUCGAACCGCGACCAGGCCAUGCUAUCGUCAACGUCGGCGAUACCCUGCGGUUCCUUUCGAACAAACGCCUUCGCUCCGCACUGCAUCGCGUCUUGCCUCUGGGCGGAAUCCAAAAAGAAGACCGCUACUCUAUCUCGUACUUUUUGCGGGCGUCGGACUCCACCGAGUUCAAAGACAGCGACGGCGAUGAGUCUAGCGCUAAACACUGGUACCUGAAGAAAUACGAGAUGUAUGAGCUGCCCCAUGCGAUCCAAAAGGAAAAGACGACACUUUCUGGAGGAAUGGCCCAGGAACUACUUGCCUCGUUCUAGAUGUUCUGCCGUGGAAUAAAUCGAUUUAGUGCUGUUCUUCUUGUUUCCCCCCAGUUUCUAUCAAGCCGUUCCCUUUCCACUCAAAAAAUUCGACCAAAUAGAGUUGAUUGGCGAAUCCCA